Molecule: messenger RNA, 871 nt
Organism: Saccoglossus kowalevskii
Lineage: Eukaryota; Metazoa; Hemichordata; Enteropneusta; Harrimaniidae
Product: solute carrier family 52, riboflavin transporter, member 3-like
Biological process (GO): riboflavin transport
Cellular component (GO): plasma membrane
Molecular function (GO): protein binding; riboflavin transmembrane transporter activity
Source: RefSeq, a predicted model, not a curated record
UUGUUGACCAGUCUAAUGGCAUUUACUCUGUUAGUGCAUCUUCCAUUCAUCAAACAAUUCCAUAUAGGUCCCUCUGCAAGCUCUCCACCAAAAGAAGACAAUUCUCAACCUGUCCGAGAUCAAAAAUCUUCUGAAGACUGUUACGAUACAUGGAAUGUUGUGCUUAAUCCAGCCAACAUUUAUGAAAACAAAUUAGAUGAUGAUAGGUCUAUACUAAAGAGAGCUGUCGAAAAUUACGGCAGUACGGAUGAUUUGAUCCAUAAACGUGUUGAGGAACGACAGAUUAUGAUGAAUAAUGGCUCGAAGAUAUCAAAACUUCGUAGAUUAGACUGGUGGUAUUUGUUAAUAAUACAAGGGUAUUGUUGCAGUCUAACAAAUGGAAUUAUGCCUUCUAUUCAGUCGUAUUCCACCCUACCCUAUGGUAACCUAGCUUAUCAUUUAGCAAUUACCUUAGGAUUAAUGAUGAUACCAACAGCUAGUCUGUGUGUGCAUUGGUUGCCAGCAAAAUCUAAUAUCUCAAUAGGAAUUCUCACUGUUAUAGGAACUGCUGUAGCAUGUUACAUCACGGCAUGUGCUGCAAUGAGUCCAUAUCCGCCAUUAUGUGGUAGUCCAUGGGGAGGGGUAGUAUCGGUCAUAGCAUGGUUAUUAUUUAAUUUCAUAAUCACUUACAUCAAAGUCUCUAUUGGAGGAAUAUUACGUCAUGAAGGAAGAAAUGCUCUUAUUCUGUACGGCGGAGUGACACAGAUUGGGUCCCUAUGUGGUGCGGUUCUCAUAUUCCCACUGAUUAAUAUACUACAUCUAUUUGAGCCAAAUGAUCCUUGCAUAUUUAUCUGUUAUUAAAUUAAUGGACAUAUAUUAAUGUACUCAAUGA